AUAUAUUUAAACUUUGGGGUCGAAUGACAACCGUAAACAAACGAGCGUUGUUGGGAAAUGACGUCACAAAGUACGUACUGCUGUCAGCUUCUGCGCCUGUCACGUGACCCAGCUGCUUUGUCUGUCAAAAAACAAAUAAACCAAAACAAAUAUAAGAACGUGAGUGGCGACUAUGCGGUCACUCAUCGGACUUGUGUCCGUGGUCGUCACUGCAACUGUAUACCUAUAUUCCCUGUCUCUGUACUUGCCCCCCGGUCCGCCGAGACCCGCUCAGACCUCAGCCGAGAUCGAACAUGCCGCCCCCGGAGCAGAAGGGUCCGAAGUGUCCGCUGAGAGAACCGAGGACACAAGAAGCAGGUUGAAAUUUCCAUCUGACUUGGAGGAUCUGCGAGAGCUGUCCGAGCUUCUUCAAUUCUACAAGACGGAGCACACGGCCUACGUACUGCUGCUCUUCUGCAGCGCUUAUCUCUACAAGCAAUCCUUCGCCAUCCCCGGAUCCUCCUUCCUGAACAUCUUAGCGGGAGCCAUAUUUGGCCUGUACUGGGGUUUGCUGCUAGCCUGUGUGCUCACCACGGUGGGGUCCACCGCUUGCUACCUCCUGUCCCAGGCCUUUGGGAAAUCCUACAUUGUCAGACUCUUCCCAGAUAAGGUGGCCAUGCUCCAAAGUAAGGUAGAGGACAACAAGGACUGCCUAUUCUUCUUCCUUCUCUUCUUGAGGUUCUUCCCCAUGACGCCCAACUGGUUCCUCAACAUGUGCGCCCCUGUCGUCAACAUCCCCGUCACUUUCUUCUUCUGCUCCGUCUUUAUCGGUCUGCUGCCCUACAACUUCAUCUGUGUGCAGACGGGCGUCAUGUUGGCAGAAGUCUCAUCCCUGGACCACUUGUUCUCCUGGCAGCGCCUCGCCCAGCUUUUGGCCACAGCGUGCGCGGCGCUGCUGCCCGGUGCCCUCAUCCACCGUUACGGUCAGCGGCGCCUCAGGGGGACCGCCUCACACGAGCCCAACGGACUCCCCGACAACAAGAAUGUCCACUGAAACACUGCAUGGGUUGUUCAUUUGGACUACUGGGCCCGGCAGUCAGUCAACUUGGUCUAUACAAGGAAAUAUACAGGGAGGGACAACUUUCGGCUUUUACAAACAUCUACCUCACAGCGGUAUUGAAACUCUCCUGCUUUUGAGAACACUGGCUUGAAAGGGAAGCAAUCUAGAGUCUAACACACAACUUGCCAAAGUCAGGUGGGAUAAGCUCAAGAUCACCCCGCGACCUGAAUAAAGACGAGCGCUCUACUUCAAAAGAAAUAUAUACUGUAUAUAUAGAUGGAUGUUAUUGUUCUUUUUUUUGUGUGAAUGUAUACUUCCCCCAGGCAGCAGAAAGCCAAUCAAUUAUUCAUGCAAGCCUCACUCCGUCAGUUCAUGAUGAAAGCUGCAAGAGAUUGCCAGGGAAGGGGGAUCAAGACUAAUAGGCCACAAUAUUGGGUACACCCGCACAACUUGCAGUAUGAGAGCUAUAUAGGAGACAUUCUGCCUUUACAAAUGCAAUAAUACUCAGUUUUGAUUGACAUGUUCAUAGAUGUAGACACUCCUUUCAUGUCAUUUCACAACAACAGGAAAUUUCAUUUUAUGAGUAGAAAGUCAUUUUUUUCCCCCUUCAUAAUAAAAAAGCUUUUUCUUCGAUGAAAGGAGGACUUUGCUUUCCGACAAUGUUAAGACAUCAUUGGCAUAUAUUCUCAUCAGUGAAAGAUUUACAGACCUUCUGUCUGGACUGAUGGAACGCCCACCUCUGUAAACAUGUCACAUUAGACCUUAAAUAUAAUAUUGGAAUACAAAUAACUGUUUUUCAUCUUGAUUUAGAUUUUUUAUUUUUGGAAAAAAAGUGUUAUUCUCUAAAAUUUAAGGUACCGUAGAUCCAUUGAAACGUGGUUGAAGCAUGAAGGAAACACAUUUUAAGAGACUCACUGUACUGGUAUGUGUGCAAGUGAUUGGCCACUUCUAAUGAGAGCUCAAGAGUCAGCAUUCUGCUACGUUUUCAUGAUGACGAGUGGACUCUGAUAAAGGACACCAAAGUCACUUUAUUGUAACAUUGACCCACUGUUGGGGAAAAAAGAGCAAAUAGAGGGGAGCAUCUUUCAAAUGGUGUUUAUUGCUCAGAUCCAGAUUUGCUCAGCAAUACAGUUCACUCACAAGUCAAACAACAGUACGCUCGAGGACCCGGAAGGCACGGAUCCACCACAAAAACGUCAAAACGCAGACCCCGUGUCAAUCCGGUGCACAUUAUCCGUGACCUUUUGACAUGUUUGAGACCUUUCGGCUCGCGGGACAUUGGAGGGGUUUCACUUGUCGAACACACACAUACACGCGUACACACAACACGCACACGCACGAGGAAUCUCCCAAAUGGCGAGAUGUGUAAAACCACUAGUAGAGGUUUAGUGCUCUAUGAGGCGUCUGGCAUCCAAACAUUAUUGAACAAAACACUGCUGCACUUGUUACUCAUCCAAAUGCCCUUUGCACGACCGUAUCCAAAUGUGCGAUUCUUACACACCUGGAUCCUCUUGCCAAUCUACUCUUGUUUCUUCAUUACCUCCACCAAGGAAGUUAAUGCGGUCUUUUGUCAGUUAAGGGGCUUACACUAAAAGCAAUUUUAAGAACCAUGCUGCAGAUAAAGAUUUGCAACAUCAAAAAGACAUUUAAUUGUACAUCCCCCCAAAAAAUCCAAAUACAAUUUAGACUUACAUUUGAUUUGAGUAACAAUUAUUUUUUUUAAUCGAUUAAUAUAUCGAUUUGUCUUUCGAUGAACUGAUGGUAUUGAUUUGUUUUAAAACUGGAUUUCCAUACCUUUAUUUAAAAACAGGACAUGAUAUCAAAUUGAGAGUACAGAAAACACACAAACAUAAUUGAUUCUGAUUAUGAUUCAAUUCCUGGUUUGGUCCCCAAUGCGUCAAAAUGUUGGCAGAAAUGUUGAUCAUUGUUUUCCAAAGUAAAAGCAAAUGUCGUAUUUUGGUGAAACUCAAAGAUAAUUGGUCUACAGACUACCAAAAUCUGACAGCAUUUACUGUUUAGAGCCUGAAAUGCUGAAGAUUUAAGCUAAAAAAUGGCUCAAACCAAUUACUGUAAUCCGUUGCACCACUCGAUUUAGUUUUGCUUGUCGUAUUUUUCUUUUUAAUAUCCUUUAUUGAACAAUGUGGACUCAUUUCUUGUCGUUUUUCCGCGCUUGUAUGAUUGCAACUUUUUUUCACGUAACUUUAUUCUUGUAAUACUAUUUUAAUAGUAGUGGUAUGCUUUUUCUUUUCAGUGUGCCCCUAAUUGUCAU
Hippocampus zosterae (dwarf seahorse) is the source of this 3308-nucleotide messenger RNA. It is a transcript of the gene tmem41aa, whose product is annotated as transmembrane protein 41aa. The record is from RefSeq and is a predicted model, not a curated record. The transcript has 5 exons. Bases 173 to 1033 code for a protein of 286 amino acids. Lineage: Eukaryota; Metazoa; Chordata; Actinopteri; Syngnathiformes; Syngnathidae.